AUGCAGUCGCAAAGGGAGGGAAGUGAAGCGCGACCCCGAGCUGGAUGGAUGGUUAUGGGGACAGGAGCGAGACUCUCGGCGCUUCAAGUGUGCAGAACCAUCGCUGUCUUGCUCUCGCUCUUUCCGUCCGCGAGUCUGCAGUGCAAGAUCCUCAAGUGUAACUCCGAAUUUUGGGCCUCCACCUCAAAUUCCGGACCGGAGGAGGAGUUUUGCACGGCACUGCGUGCGUAUAACAGCUGCGUCCGUCGGACCGCGCGCACCUGUCGGGGCGACCUGGCGUACCAUUCGGCCCAGCAUGGCAUCGAGGACCUGAUGAGCCAGCACAACUGCUCCAAAGAGGGCCCCACCUCUCAGCCGCGUUCCCGCACGCCCCCUCCUCCGCCGCUGCCGCCACAGCUGCCCCCCGACAGCCAGGAGCGCUCCGACGGCCCUGAGGUGUGCCACUAUGAGCGCAGUCUCCCGCGUCACACGGCCCCGCCCAACUACACCCACUGCGGCUUCUUCGGAGACCCGCACCUGCGGACCUUCGGCGAUGAUUUUCAGACCUGCAAGGUGGAGGGAGCCUGGCCACUCAUCCACAACAAAUACCUGUCUGUUCAGGUGACCAACACUCCUGUAGUGCCUGGCUCACUGGCCACUGCCACCAGCAAGCUGACAAUCAUCUUCAAGAAUUUCCAGGAGUGUGUUGACCAAAAGAUGUACCACGCGGAAACCGACGAGCUGCCCGCGGCAUUUGCGGAUGGAUCCAAGAACGGCGGAGAUCAACAUGGAGCCAACACGCUGCGGGUGGUGGAGAAGGUACCGGGGCAGUACGUCGAGAUCCAGGCCAGGUACAUCGGAACAACUAUAGUGGUUCGGCAGGUCGGCCGCUACUUGACCUUUGCUGUGCGGAUGCCGGAGGAAGUCGUUAACUCAGUGGAGGAAGAUGAUAACCAGGACUUGUACCUCUGUCUUCACGGCUGUCCCGCCAACCAGCGCAUCGACUUCAGAACCGUUAGGGCUCGUGCAGCGGAGGCCCACGGCAUAGGCAGGGCCAGGAGCGGGACCGUGGGGCAUGGUUUCACUUAUCAGUCUGCCAAGGCCACGUGCAAAGAGCGCCUCCCGGUGGAGGAUCUGUAUUUCCAGUCCUGCGUGUUUGACCUCCUUUCUUCUGGGGACAUAAACUUCACCAUGGCUGCAUACUACGCCUUUGAAGACGUAAAAAUGCUCCACUCCAACAGUGACAGAUACCACAUUUUUGAAAAGGACGCGUACAUGGGCAACGCAGCACCAACCGGGGGAAGUGUACUGCCGCUCAUCCUCCUCAACUCGUUGGCCCUUUUCUUGUGGACUGAAUGUUGUAUGGUUCAUAUUUAGUCCCACAAUGUCUUUGUGUUCUUUGUCCGUGAUUGUUAAAUAAUGUGUAUGACUGGUGGUUAGUACCAGCAGUGUCGCCCCCAGCUCAUUCCAGCUCCAAGUCUCGUUUUUUGUUGUGUUGUCAUA
Messenger RNA from Lampris incognitus (smalleye Pacific opah), 1482 nucleotides. It is a transcript of the gene rgma, whose product is annotated as repulsive guidance molecule BMP co-receptor a. Gene Ontology annotation, biological process: BMP signaling pathway. Bases 1 to 1356 code for a protein of 451 amino acids. The record is from RefSeq and is a predicted model, not a curated record. Gene Ontology annotation, molecular function: coreceptor activity. The transcript is spliced from 4 exons. NCBI's taxonomy places the organism in Eukaryota, Metazoa, Chordata, Actinopteri, Lampriformes, Lampridae. Gene Ontology annotation, cellular component: plasma membrane.